GCCUCCGCUCCGCUGCUCAUUCACUGCCUAACCAGUCAGGUUCUCUACUAGACACGGUCACCUCUCCUUGGUGCAGGAAGAUCAAUGCUUAAAUCAAUAAUAUGGUGGAAAAAUAAGACAAUCUGCUCAGAUGGGAGUAGAGGGAGAUCACUGUUCAGCUUCUGCAUCAGCCUCACCUGCGUAAAGGAUCAUGAAUUUCUGCAAAAACAUUSAGUGAUASAUGAGUUAUGAAAGAUUACACAAUAYAGAAAGAUGGAUUGCAUUUGUUUCAGUUUGAGGUUGUUUCAUCAUAUGAUUAAUAUAUCACCUCAUUACAUUUUUAUUACAGAAAGCCUUUUUUUUAAACCAGGCUUUUAAAUUCAACGAGUCCUGAUGAAUUGUUGAAUUAAUGUUUUGAUCCAUGUGGAAAACAUUGGUUUUAAAUUAAGAUGCUGCUGUUGUUUGCUAUUUUUAACUCCAAAUAUAAAAUGAAAUGAACAUCUGAUUGUUGCUUUAUUGACAUUUCAGAUUGUCAUUGUUAGAUGAGAUACUACAUAUCAUUAAGAAUAUCAUUAUUCUUUAUCUUGCAGUUUCAGACAUCAGCUUCAGUUUAGUAGAUCCAAUUARUGUCUACCUUUAACAGAAUUUAAAAGUCAAUUUCUCUCUGUGUGUGUGCGUGUGUGUGCAAUAAAGUUAUUAAAAAUCUUAAGAUGCCAUUUAUCUUCUGUGUGUGAUUUUGAUUAGACAAACUGAAUAAAAAUGUGCUUUAUUGUUCUUUCAGUAUAAUCAAAGCAGAAAAGGCUUUAUUAUAAACAUUGUCAUUGUUAAAGUGAUUCUUUAAUUUUUUUUUUUUAGUAAUGUGAUUUUGGGUUCCAGACCUAGAACCACCCAGGAUGAAGCUGCUGAUCAGACCUGAGUGAUCAUGAGCUUCAGCUCAUAUGGGUUAGCCUUGUUCUAUGGUUURCAGAGCCAGUCCACCUUCCUCUUACAGGUCAGGGGUCCACACACACAGGAGAUAAUGAUUUUAUUAUGUGGCAUCAUAAGGCCAACAUGUAGUAAUAAUAAUAGCAAUAACAACGAUAAUAUAAUGGAAUAGAAAUKUCCUUAUUUUUCAUCUACAGAGUGGAAAUUCUGAUGCCACAGCAGCAAAGUGACAGGCGAUCUAAGAACGUAGACUCACACAAACAUAAAMUAUAUAUUAAAAAAGAAUWAAAAAUGAGUAGACAGUACAGGAACGGGAAAAUUUCCACAUAAAUUCUCUGCACUUAUUAAAAAUAGUGUACUUAAGUCCAAAGGAAUAUGCAUGGGCAGGUUAAUAAAAAAAAAGUGUUUGAGUAUUAAAAACUAACAACUAUUUGCAAAAAGGGACAGUGAAAGCAGAAAUCUUAUGUGAAAUGAGUAAAGCUGUACAGAUACCAGCAUGGAUGUGAAUCCCUACUGGGAGCAGUAGGUCUGUGAUCUGCUGUGACGCUCCGGAGCACGUUUAGAAAGCAGCAGUGUGUCACAGAAGGAGCUCUGCAGUCCAGCAGCAGCUUCACGCCUGGGGCUUUAUGUUCUGCUAUCASAGUGUCRGAGCGCUGACCUUAAAGGUUCCCCUGUGCUUCCAGGUGUUGUGUGUUCGGAUCUGGGUGUUCUACUGCAGCAUGUGUCUGGCGGGUUGGCCCCUGUUCUCGGAGGGGGCCCGGCUGCGCUGCGGCUCCGAGCUCCUCAGUGACCUCCUGUUCGUCUGUGGGGAUCGGGGAAUCUACUUAGGUAAAGGCUCCUGGUCMGGCUACGGCCCUCGGCCCAGGGGGAAGGGAAUAGUGGACCAGUGCUGUAAAUCCUCCGGCUGUGAACUAUCCCACCUGGAGAUGUAUUGUGCCAAGCCAAAAGCCAAGCAGCUAACCACAAGAUCCCCAACCACAAGAUCCCCAACCACGACUUCAACCACAGCAACACACACAACCACUGCAGUGCUAGACAUGUUUGAAGAUGUGUUUCGGAAGAGGCUUUUGGAGAACCUGGGAGCUCCCGACAGCCCACAGAGAGAGGCCUACAGAAAGAAAACUCCUUCGUCGCUUCCGUGGAAAAGCAAAAUGUCGUCGUCACGCGUGAGGGUGAACACGCAGAACUCGACCAGCUGGCCUCCCUCGGCCUCGGGACGUUCCGGCUGAAGAUGUUUAGCAUACUCCAAAUCUGCAGGACAGUUUCAAUAUCAAAGAUUAGACGACAGCUCRAAGAAACUCUCGCACGAAGUUGGCGAGUCAGACAAGAACCCAGACGGAGAGGGCUGUGAAGAUCUUUGUAAGAUCUGGAACAAGCAGACUGCUGAGCUGCUUCCAGACCAGCUGUCACUUCCYCCUUGACUCCCCCCCCCCCCUAUUCAGUAUCACCGCGACGAGCCUCUGCUACCGUCUGUUCUGGUUUCCUCCUCACUUUCCCACACAGGAUGUCCAGGUCCGUGCACUGGUGUGACUGGGAGCUUAGUGUGUGUGAUGCCUGAAGCUGCUCCUGCCAGCCUUGCUUUGGUUUCGACAUCCUCAUGUCUAACCUGCUGUUUGCUCUGUGAGUUUGCACAUGUUGAGUUACAGGCCAAGACCUGUCUUAGCCACUUUAGUUCACAUUUUUUUGGUCAGCUCCGUUAGGCUUAUAGCUUUUGUUUUGCGUUAAACCGUAGAUGUUUAGUGGGCUACACAACGCUGUAGGCCUUUAUGUGUGUUUUAGCACUUUUUACUCCUAUGCAAAGAGACGUUUUCAUACUGACUUGUUUUCGUUCAGCUUUAUUUCAUUUGAAGUGUAAACCUUUUUAUUUUGUAAUAAUUUGUUGCACUCACUUAUUUAUUUCACCACGACU
Poecilia reticulata (guppy) is the source of this 2812-nucleotide messenger RNA. It is a transcript of the gene igf3, whose product is annotated as insulin-like growth factor 3. Gene Ontology annotation, cellular component: extracellular region. Gene Ontology annotation, molecular function: hormone activity; insulin-like growth factor receptor binding. The record is from RefSeq and is a predicted model, not a curated record. NCBI's taxonomy places the organism in Eukaryota, Metazoa, Chordata, Actinopteri, Cyprinodontiformes, Poeciliidae. Gene Ontology annotation, biological process: cell population proliferation; positive regulation of phosphatidylinositol 3-kinase/protein kinase B signal transduction; negative regulation of apoptotic process.